AUGUUUUUCUUGAAGGACCUAUCUUUGAAUCUCACAUUGCAUCCAUCUUAUUUUGGUCCUCAAAUGGAUCAAUAUUUGAGAGACAAGUUAUUGAGCGAUGUUGAAGGAACAUGCACAGGUCAAUUUGGCUACAUUGUAUGUGUACUUGAUUGCAUGAAUAUUGAUGUUGGAAAAGGAAAAAUUAUACCAGGAUCAGGAAUGGCAGAGUUUGAAGUCAAAUAUAGGGCAGUUGUGUGGAAGCCUUUCAAAGGUGAAGUGGUCGAUGCGGUGGUGACAACAGUAAAUAAAAUGGGAUUUUUCGCUGAUGUCGGUCCCUUAUCUGUCUUUGUGAGUACUCAUUUGAUACCUUCAGAUAUGAGAUUCAAUCCAUCUUCGAAUCCUCCUGCCUAUGUCAGUCCCGACGAAAAUAUCGAAAAAGGUUCUAGAGUGAGACUAAAGAUUGUAGGUACAAGAACUGAUGUAAAUGAGAUAUAUGCUAUUGGUAGUAUAAAGGAAGAUUACUUGGGCCCGAGUCCUUUAUAG
Molecule: messenger RNA, 522 nt
Organism: Priceomyces carsonii
Lineage: Eukaryota; Fungi; Ascomycota; Pichiomycetes; Serinales; Debaryomycetaceae
Gene: RPB7
Product: DNA-directed RNA polymerase II subunit
Exons: 1
Coding region: 1-522 (173 amino acids)
Biological process (GO): positive regulation of nuclear-transcribed mRNA poly(A) tail shortening; DNA-templated transcription; transcription initiation at RNA polymerase II promoter
Cellular component (GO): P-body; RNA polymerase II, core complex
Molecular function (GO): single-stranded DNA binding; translation initiation factor binding; single-stranded RNA binding
Source: RefSeq, a predicted model, not a curated record